Molecule: messenger RNA, 1695 nt
Organism: Pelagomonas calceolata
Lineage: Eukaryota; Pelagophyceae; Pelagomonadales; Pelagomonadaceae
Source: the annotation of a GenBank genome assembly
AUGCGAGGAGCCGUGGCCGUGCUCCUGCUCUGCUGCACGCCAGCAGCAGCACUCGCACCGCGGCCGCUCGACCUGCGCUUCGACCACGUACAGAUCUUCGCCGAUGCCGUCGCACCGGUGGAGACCUACGCGGCCGUCGAGACACGCGCAAGUCAGGCGUGCGCCACAUUACAAGAGGAAGACGAGCGCGUCUUCGACUCGACGAACCGCGACGUCGUCGCCCAGCUCCUCUGGGCCCUCCAGUGGCGCGUCGUCGCCCACUGCGCGACGUCGGUCGUCGUCGCCGCGUCGCAGGACGACGACGCGUCGACAUUCGUGAUCACGGGACCUGGUGGACAGGGCCCGGCCUGGGCUUGCCAUGAAAGAUGGGCUGAAGCCCGAGAGGCGAACGCGGGCCGCGCCUCCGUCGGGUGUCUGGCCUUCCGCUGCGUCGGCGAGACGACUGUUGAUGAUGUACACGCUUCGUACCUGGAGACGCAUCCCGCGUUAAUAAAAACGAAAGAGGAGGGCAUGCUCGAGGCCUACGCGUACUACGACGGAGACGGACCGGAUUUUGGGACCGUGUUGCGCUUCGUGGAAGGAGAUGAACUGCCCGGCCUUACAUGGAGAGACCCGGACUUCUCGCAGUCAAUCAAGGCAAAACCCGACCACUGGGUCUCGAACGUCCACAACCGCCAGGGCUUCCUGAAGACGCUAGGCGACUGCCUGGGGUACGAGUCGCAGGUCGAAUUUGCCUCCGGCGUCGUUGCGGCCGGAGACGCGGUGAUUGAAAGCACGGUCGCGGGGCCCUCCGACCGGUCGGUCUUCUUGCCGGUGAACAACGCGCUGUCGGACGCGGGCCACGUCGCGUCGUUCUUGGAUCAAUUGGGCAACGGCGUGCAGCACGUCGCGACGCGCGUCGACGAUUUGCUGAUGGUCGUGCGCCGGGCCAAUCUUAUUAGGCGGUGUUGUGGGGAAGGUCUCGCGUUCUUAGCGGUGCCGCGGUCGUACUACGGCGACCUGGCUUCAGCUGACGUGCUCGCCGAACGCGCCAGGGUGGACGACGCCUCGGAGGCCUACGAGCGCCUUCUGAGUAACGGCUUGGUCGACGACGCGGGCGUCGUGGCGCUAGACUGUGAUGCUGAGAAGGCGGCAGAAGCGUUGGGUGGCCUGCCUCACGUUAAAGCUCUCGCGGAGGCCGUCGCCUUAUCGAGGUACUACAACGUGCACCUCAUGCUCGGCGACCGCUUCGACGAGAAGACGUACGUGGGCUGGGUGCGCGAGCGCGUGCUGGUGGACGUCCAGGGCGACGACGUGCUGUUGCAGAUCUUUACGAGGCCGAUCCUGCAAUCGAAUGCGAACGAGGAGGCGCCGUUCCUGGAAUUUAUACAACGAGUGUGCUCCGCCAGAGAGCUCCCGCGGCCGGGGUGCGGCGGGUUCGGGAUUCGCAACUUCCUCGUGCUGUUUCUCUCCAUAGAGCUCUCUAGCGCGGCCCAGCGCGGCGACGCCGCGGCGUCUUCAUUAUUACGGGAGCAAUUGGCGGAGUCGAACCCGAUCCUGGCCGACAUCGCCGACGCGGCCGCGCGCGAGGCGGACCUGCGCGCGGCCGGGCGCGACGCGUCGGCGGCCGCCGCGGCGCGCCUCGCUGGCCAGGAACGGCUCCAGGCCGUCUCCGCGCGGUACGCGGCGGCGAUGAAGGCGCUCAAGGUGAGUUAA